CCUAAAUUAUUAAAUUCAGCCGCAGCCGCACCUUCUCGUUCGCAUCCUCUUUCUCUCUCUCCCAACGAGAGAUUAGGGUUUCGAUUCUCCUUUAUCUCAACGGGGCUACGGGAUCACAAUCCCUGCUCAGAAGGAGAGGAAUCGGGUGUACAUAUCUACAGCGUAGGUUUGGAUCUCUGAUCCUUUACACUGUUCAGUGUUCGGUAGUUCACUUUAGAAGUUAAAGUUCAGAGUUAGUGAGAUUGUACUGAAUUUAGUACUAUGCCGAAGGAAAGAAAAGCCCGUUCUGUGUCCUUUGAACGUCGUUCUCGCGGAUCCCCUUUCCCAAGUAGCUCAUCUAAUUGCCCAAAACAUCGUCCUUCCUCUUCUAGGAAUCCACCUAGAUCUCCAUCAAGAACAGCCGCAGCCAAGGACAUUAAAGAGUGGGAGGAGGUUAGGUGCCCGGUGUGCAUGGAGCAUCCCCACAAUGCAGUUCUCCUUCUGUGCUCUUCCCAUGAUAAAGGUUGUCGUCCAUUCAUGUGUGAUACAAGCUAUCGCCAUUCUAACUGCCUUGAUCAGUUCCGUAAGGCCUUUGCGUCCUCCUGCACAACUCAGGAUAACCACAAAGAGCAGCUUCCGACUGAACUCUCAUGUCCCUUGUGUCGUGGAUUUGUUAGUGGUUGGACAGUCAAUGAGCCUGCCCGCUAUUACAUGAAUGCAAAGUCCCGCAGCUGCUCCAUGGAGACGUGUGAUUUUUCUGGUGCCUAUGGAGAUUUGAGGAAGCAUGCAAGAAGGGAUCACCCUUCUGUGCGUCCAUCAGUUGUUGAUCCAGCAAGGGAACGUGAUUGGAGGAGAAUGGAACAACAGCGUGAUUUUGGGGACUUGCUCAGCACACUGAUGACUGCGGUGGGUCAAAGAGGGACUGUUGAAAGAGAUGAUGAAUAUGAGGAGAAUUUGUUCACCUUUCCGUCAGUUGCUGUCUAUUUUGUGUUGCGUGUUCGCCAACAUUCAGGUGCAGAAAACCAUCGAUCCCCCCGCCAUCAACCUGAGCAGCUGACCUAUAGUGGCCCAUCAUCAACUAUAAGCAACGAUUCUGAUGAUGGUGAUGAUGGCAGAUCUGAAGAAGUCUCUGCACCAUCAAGAGGCCAGGGAAGGCCCCGUCGGCAGUUGAGGAUGUCAGAUGAUGAGGAUGAGGUGUUAUGAUCAGUUAGCAUCUCCUCCAAUAGUUCUGGUUCUGUUCAUGCAGCAACAUAGAGCUGGUUGGAGUUUGCAAGUCCCUGGAUUGUAAUUAAGUUGAGGGAGGUCACUUUCCGUACUGCAGGCAAUGCAUGUAUUUUCAGCAUGCAGGGGAGAGAAAGAGAAUGGUAGCCAUUGCAUCGUGCUGAGUGCACAAGAAUGUUAGAUUCAUUUGCUUGAACUUCACAUAGCUUGGCUCGUGCAAAUAUUUCAUUUGUGUUUUUGGUGAUGUGGGGGGUGUGUGGGUGAAAAUGGGAAUAUUAUGGUCCAACAGUUUGUCCAUCUUAGUUUGAUACAAAGGGGGAUGAAUUAUAAAUUUAGUAGCAAAUCAUGUUCAGCUUUGUUGAUUAUUCAGAGCUACUGGCAAUGAACUUUGCAGCUCUAGAAAUGAUAUUCUCUUCCUCUGUUAUUUGAUCCUUUGUGUGCCUGUGACCUGUUGAUGCAUCUGCUGGAAUUUCUGUGGGACUAUAAGUAUGCUUAGUUUUUCUGCAUGCAAUUUCUGUGAU
Dioscorea cayenensis subsp. rotundata (Guinea yam) is the source of this 1721-nucleotide messenger RNA. RefSeq lists its product as uncharacterized. The coding region runs from base 262 to 1182 and encodes 306 amino acids. NCBI's taxonomy places the organism in Eukaryota, Viridiplantae, Streptophyta, Magnoliopsida, Dioscoreales, Dioscoreaceae. The transcript is spliced from 3 exons. The record is from RefSeq and is a predicted model, not a curated record.